Messenger RNA from Cooperia oncophora, 687 nucleotides. The record is from the annotation of a GenBank genome assembly. NCBI's taxonomy places the organism in Eukaryota, Metazoa, Nematoda, Chromadorea, Rhabditida, Trichostrongylidae.
AUGUUCCCGGAACGAUGUCUGAAAGCGCAAUGUUCGGUGGUGUUCCAUCCGGAAUGUCCAGCUGAUUCGCGGCAAGUCAUUCUUCCACCGCCACCUGGAGAAUGUUGUGGUCGACCGGGAACUUGUCAUUGCGACUUACAAAAAUGCGAGGCAUUCGUUCCGGUUUGUGAGGAAGGCAUGGAACGCGUGUUGGUCAAGGAGGGUGGAAAUCAGCCCGGAUCGUGUUGUGACGUGUUCGAAUGCCGGAAGCGUGAAGUCCAAUGCGAAUCGUUCCGAUGUCCGACACAAGUGUUCGAUGAGGACGAAGGCGUCGACUGCCCGCCCGACAGUAUUCGCCCUGCCGAGCAUGUACCACCUGGAAUGUGCUGUCCGAUUAGACCCGGAUGUCGUUGUCGAGCUGCUGUAUGUCGACCUGCAGUCUGUGAUGAGGGCAAGCGUCUCAAUAUCAUUCGAAAGGGUACUGGAACCCCAGGGCGAUGUUGCGAUGAAUGGACAUGCGAAGAUGAUCCGCAGCUUCUUUCAAAAUCGUGUAUACGCGAUGGGAAGACGUAUUCGGAUGGGCAAGAAUGGCACACUUCUUCAUGUGAAGUUUGUCGAUGUAAGAAAGGAGUCGCCGUGUGUAGCAAAAUGACAUGUCCCAAAACACCUGGUGAGUUUUCGUGUUUCCGAGGGUUUCCCACUCUAUAA